AUGUUGCAAGGACCCAGAACUAGUUUAGACGAACUGAAAGCUCUGCGAGAGCUAAAACAAUUGAAGGAGCUAAAGGAACAUUUAGGUAACGCUCUAAGUAUAAAAUACGAUUCUAAAAGAAAUAUUAACUUUCGUGUUGGGUUCGCUUCUACCAAUAACUACGCCAGCACCACCGACCACGUCACCGCCUCCGGUAAAUCCACCUUUCGAGGCUUCCAACCUGAUCAACCAGAUACCCGUAAAAGCUGAUGGAACAGGAUUACGAAUGGCUGCUUUGAACGAACCAUUUACCGGAGACAUGCAUGGUGUGCGAGGAGCUGACUAUGCUUGUUAUCGACAAGCGAAGCGAGCAGGCUUGAGGGGUACGUUUCGAGCAUUCCUCAGCUCCAGAGUUCAAAAUGUCGACAGCAUCGUGAGACUUGGCGACCGGGAUCUCCCUAUCGUUAACAUAAAGGUAACUCACAACACAUCGAUUCUGAUCGAUUUAUUUACGAAAGUGGCAUGGCACGGAUCGCACAAAUUAGGAGACCGGGCAAUGGAUACGUAUUGUGACGCUUGGCAUUCAAGCAGUUCGGAUCGUCACGGAUUAGGAUCACCGUUGACUGGCGGACGCCUCUUGGAGCAAGUUCGUUACUCCUGCGACAACAAGUUCGCGUUACUCUGUAUAGAAGUAACCAGUGAGACCACAAGAAGGAGGAGAAGCGUCGAAGUUUCAGAGGACGAGGACGAAAUGUCGGAGAACGAUUAUAAAGAGUACUUGGAUUUUCUGAUGGAUAAUUAA
Molecule: messenger RNA, 781 nt
Organism: Heterotrigona itama
Lineage: Eukaryota; Metazoa; Arthropoda; Insecta; Hymenoptera; Apidae
Source: the annotation of a GenBank genome assembly